UUCCUCCUCGUCUUCCCUCCUCUCGCGCGCAUACCGGAGAGACACACCGAGGCGUAGAUAGACAUAUUUGGGCGCAGUUUCCAGUUCGCAGACAUGGUGAGGAAGAGCGAGCGCUCGGAUCUGCAGACGCUUCACUGCACGCGCCAGGUGACCAGUAACUCUUUGGUGUCUGGACCAUCAGCUAGUGAUGUGGCGCCUCCUGCUCCUUCCUGCUGUGCUGCCCAGAACCCUUCAGUAGUGACGGAGAGCAGUCAGCCAGUGGACAUUAAUGACUCAGGCAUGCGAAGGAAGAAGAAACGCAGGACUCGGGCAGUAGACAGCUCCAUGGGAACAUUCAAAGAUCUGUACAGGCUGACUGACGAGGUGCUGGGGCAGGGGGCUUACGCUAAAGUUCAAGGAUGUGUGAGCCUGCAAAAUGGCAAGGAGUACGCUGUAAAGAUUAUUGAGAAGAUUGCCGGCCACAGUCGGAGCAGGGUAUUUAGAGAGGUGGAGACAUUAUAUCAGUGCCAAGGGAAUAAGAACAUUCUCGAGCUCAUUGAGUUUUUUGAGGAUGACAGCUGCUUUUAUUUGGUGUUUGAGAAGCUCUGUGGAGGCUCCAUUCUAACACACAUCCAAAGGAGGAAGCACUUUGAUGAAAGGGAAGCCAGUCGCGUUGUGAAGGAUAUUGCUCAAGCACUGCACUUCUUACACACUAAAGGAAUUGCUCACCGGGAUCUGAAACCUGAAAAUAUCCUGUGCGAAUAUGUUGACACGGUGUCUCCUGUGAAGAUCUGUGAUUUUGACUUGGGAAGUGGUGUGAAGUUGAACAGUGCCUGUACCCCCAUAACUACACCUGAGCUUACUACACCGUGUGGUUCAGCUGAGUACAUGGCUCCAGAGGUGGUGGAAGUAUUUACAGAUGAAGCAUCAUUCUACGAUAAGCGCUGUGAUCUUUGGAGCCUAGGGGUGAUCCUGUACAUCCUGCUUUGUGGGAGUCCACCUUUUACUGGCCACUGUGGAGCUAACUGUGGUUGGGAACAAGGUGAAACCUGCCGUGCCUGCCAGAACAGCCUAUUUGAGCGGAUCCAAGAGGGGAAAUACGAGUUUGGGGAUCGGGACUGGUCUCACAUCUCAGAUGGAGCCAAAGACUUGAUCUCCCGGCUGCUGGUGCGAGACGCCACGCUGAGGCUGAGUGCGGCUCAGGUCUUACAACACCCUUGGGUCCAGGGGAACGCUCCUGAAAGAGGUCUUCCAACUCCACAUGUCUUGCAAAGGAAGUGCAGCACUAAGGACCUGACCCAGUUUGCGGCGGAGGCUAUAGCCUUUAACAGGCAGCUGUCGCAGCAGGAUGAAGAGCAGGACGAUGACAGCACCAUCAUGUGCUCCAUGAGACUCUCGCCCCCUUCCAACUCCAGACUGGCGAGACGCAGAGCACAGGCUCACGCCCUCCGCAGCGACAGCCAAUACCUGAACACUACUCAGGUUCCAGAGUGACUCGCACACCACCACGCGUAGCAAGUCGGACAUUUUUGUGCCUGAGCUAUGCUCUGUACCACUUAUGAUCACACAGCAGUGAACAUCAUGUUAAGACGUGUAAACACACGUUACACUUACAGUAUUGUUUACCAUAACGGCAUUAAGGGAUUAUGCUUUGCAGCAGAGCUACAAGAGGUACACUUUCUGAAAUAUGCAUCCUUAGGUGGGUGUCCUAAUCCCAUCAUGGACCACAUAUCCAAUGUUUAGCAUGCUAAAAGUAUGAAGCUGUGAGAGAUUUCUGAAUAUUUACAUAUUUAUGGCUGAUGUUUUUUUUUUUCCCCUCCAAAUUAAGGGUGCUUAAAAAUAAGGUGGGAGCGUUUACUAACGGUUCACACCUUGCUUGUAUUGUUUUUGUUGUUGUUGUUGUUUUUUUAAAUCACCCUCUCUUGUGUAUUUGAGGAGAUUAUUCUACUUUAUGCACUUGGCAUUUUUACAUAUUUGUAAUUUUUUUGUGUGUGAUUUUUGCGGUGAAUGGUUUUGUGAAGGCAUUUGAAAUUUUAUGCCAUUUUUAUUUAAAUUUUUAUAGAAAAACUGUUCAGAAGUGAUCGAUAGGCAUCAAUUUAUAUGCGUUAUAGAAUUCAUAAUAUGUUUUUACCUCAGACCCAGUUUGCACAUUUUAUCAGGCGUAGGGCUCUGCAAUUUUACACAUCAUGCCAGCAGGUAGCGUGCACAUUGGCACUUUGUACAGUACUGGAAGACUAAAAGUGAAGUGUUAUCCCCCAGCCCCACUCGUACUGUAUGUCUGUAAUGUCAUAGAUUUUUCUCUCCCUCUCUCUCAUCAUUGUCAGCAUGUGGUGUUCUACACAUCUGGCUCUUUCCCUGUUUUUAUAUUACAAUAUGUUAUUUUAAUUUGUAUUUUUACAAAUAUUCUGUAAUACUGAAUUAAUUUCUUAAUGAAA
Molecule: messenger RNA, 2414 nt
Organism: Ictalurus furcatus (blue catfish)
Lineage: Eukaryota; Metazoa; Chordata; Actinopteri; Siluriformes; Ictaluridae
Gene: mknk1
Product: MAPK interacting serine/threonine kinase 1
Exons: 14
Coding region: 94-1473 (459 amino acids)
Biological process (GO): protein autophosphorylation; peptidyl-serine phosphorylation; intracellular signal transduction
Cellular component (GO): nucleus; cytoplasm
Molecular function (GO): calcium/calmodulin-dependent protein kinase activity; calmodulin binding; calcium-dependent protein serine/threonine kinase activity
Source: RefSeq, a predicted model, not a curated record